AUGGAUCGAAGUGAGCAAGAGAGUCGGGGGAUCGCGGGUCGCGAGGUUAAGUAUCGCUGUCCACUUUGCGGUCGAGGCUACAAAAUCAAAGGCUCGCUGAUGCGUCAUAUGAGGAUCGAGUGCGGCAAAAAUCCAAUGCUCAAGUGUCCUUACUGCGACCAUUGCACCAAAUACAAGACCAGCAUCGUCAAGCACAUCAGGCACAUGCAUCCGGACAAGCCCUAUUGCCCAUACAUCACCUACGGCAACUGCAACAUAGCGACUAUAUCUACGACCUCCAAGGAGAUGAACGCGCAGCGUCGUCUCCGCUCCGGUGUCUCCAUCCUCAAAAGCAAUUGGAUACCGCGAAAGUACUUCUGCCCGGACUGUCGACGAAUCUUCGACAUCCGUGCCUCCCUCGUGCGUCACCGCAUGUACGAAUGCGAGGGCACUAACGAGCCGGCCAAGCGAGAGAACAAAAGAAAGCCAGUGACAAUGGUGAGGACGAGCAGAAGGAGCAACACCAAGAUUUCAAAACACCAGCAGCAGCAUCAGCAUCAGCAAGAACGGCACCAACAGCAGGAACAACAAGAGUUCCAGCACCACCACUACCAGACUAGUAUAUCAACGACGAACUCUAAGAGCAAAAGACUGUACCAGUGUUCCGACUGUGACAGGGGCUACACCUUCCUCACGUCACUCUGGAGACACCAGAAAUACGAAUGCGGUGUCGAGCCAAGAUUCGCAUGCUCCAUCUGCAAAACCAAAUUCUCUCAGAAAGGUAGCACGAGGUCGCAGCUGAGCUGCCGCAACUGCGGCCGUUCCUACUCGAGGCGGGAUAAUCUCCAGCGCCAUCUGCGCUUCGUUUGCGGCCAGUCGCCAAGGUACGUCUGUCGCACCUGCAAAAGGGCCUUCAAGCAAAAGUCCAAUUACCAGCGGCACGUUGCCAGCGUCCACGGAUUCAAGGGCACGUGA
This is a messenger RNA of Ceratosolen solmsi marchali, 954 nucleotides long. RefSeq names its product zinc finger protein 169-like. Gene Ontology annotation, cellular component: nucleus. The transcript has 4 exons. Gene Ontology annotation, molecular function: sequence-specific DNA binding; DNA-binding transcription factor activity, RNA polymerase II-specific. Gene Ontology annotation, biological process: regulation of transcription by RNA polymerase II. Lineage: Eukaryota; Metazoa; Arthropoda; Insecta; Hymenoptera; Agaonidae. The record is from RefSeq and is a predicted model, not a curated record. The coding region runs from base 1 to 954 and encodes 317 amino acids.